AUGCUCGCCACGGCAGUGCCGUUGAGAUACCUGCAUCGAGAAGUUCAGUCAGCGAUGCGGGCCAUCUCAUGCAUAACCUUAGCCUCACACCUUCGACGAAGUAUCGACGGGCAUCCCGAAACUCCUUCGGUACUUUUCUGCUUAUUCCCAGAUCUCCCCGUGCUUCAAGGGCUUCUCUGGGACCAGGUGCUCCUGGUGCCUGGUGCCCUGAGAGACAUCCUCGCUUCCCAAGUUCAGGAAUUGGCCAAGGAGCAAGUCAAAGCGGCCAAGAACAUGGCGUUCGCAUUCGACAUACUUCUCCACGACGAUCAAAUCAUCCCUGAGUCUCGUCGAGUGAUGGAGCUCCACAACGGGGAUAAUGAGCUCGGAAUCAAAAUCCCUUAUAUCCUCCUUACCAACGGUGGUGGCAAGACAGAGGUGGGCCGCGUAGAGCAAAUAUACAAUAUCCUAGGCUCUCCCAUCUCCACCACCCAAUUUAUCCAAUCUCGUACCCCCAUGCAGGCACUGGCGGAAUAUUACGAGACCGUAUUGGUUGUUGGUGGUGAGGGUUUCAAGGCACGUGCCGCCGCAGAGGCCCUACGGAUUCAAAAACGUCGUCGUCCCCAAGGACAUCGUCGCCUGGGACCCCAGCAUUUCUCCAUGGAGAAACUUCAGUGA
This is a messenger RNA of Paracoccidioides lutzii Pb01, 657 nucleotides long. RefSeq lists its product as hypothetical. The record is from RefSeq and is a predicted model, not a curated record. The coding region runs from base 1 to 657 and encodes 218 amino acids. The transcript has a single exon.